Molecule: messenger RNA, 1122 nt
Organism: Geosmithia morbida
Lineage: Eukaryota; Fungi; Ascomycota; Sordariomycetes; Hypocreales; Bionectriaceae
Product: chorismate synthase
Exons: 2
Coding region: 1-1122 (373 amino acids)
Biological process (GO): chorismate biosynthetic process; aromatic amino acid biosynthetic process
Cellular component (GO): cytosol
Molecular function (GO): FMN binding; chorismate synthase activity
Source: RefSeq, a predicted model, not a curated record
AUGCAUCAUCGAGAACUGCCCUCCGAACCUCUCAAUCGUCGCCGACCGGGCCAAUCGUCCAUCACGACCCCCCGCGACGAGAAGGACCGGGUGACGAUCCACUCCGGCACCGAGAACGGCCGGACGCUGGGCACCCCCCUGCUCCUGACCGUGCCCAACGAGGACCAGCGGCCGAAGGACUACGGCGACAAGACGAUAGACCUCUACCCCCGACCCUCCCACGCCGACUGGACGUACCUGGAGAAGUACGGCGUCAAGGCCUCGUCCGGUGGCGGUCGCAGCAGCGCGCGGGAGACCAUCGCUCGUGUGGCCGCCGGCGCCGUGGCCGAGAAGUGGCUCCGUGAGACGUACGGCGUCGAGAUCGUGGCCUUCGUCUCGUCCGUCGGCAACAUCCGCCUCUUCGAGCGCUCCGCCGCCGAUGGCGAGUCCAGCCUCAGCUCCGACCCCACCUUCCUCGACCUGGUAGACGGGCUCACCCGCGCCAGGGUAGACGACUUCCUCCCCGUGCGCUGCCCGGACGCCGACGUCGCCGCCCGCAUGGAGUCGCGCAUCGCCGAGCUCCGCGACGCCCACGACUCCACCGGCGGCACCGUCACCUGCAUCGUCCGCAACGCUCCCCCCGGCCUCGGCGAGCCCUGCUUCGACAAGCUGGAGGCCAAGCUCGCCCACGCCAUGAUGAGCAUCCCCGCCGUCAAGGCCUUCGAGAUAGGCUCCGGCUUCGCCGGCGCCGAGAUGCGUGGCUCCGACCACAACGACCCCUUCUUCUCCGCUCCCGCCCCCGCCGCGGACGCCGCCGCUGGCGCGACCCCCUUCAUCCCCGCCUCCCGCCUGAAGACGAGGACCAACCACUCCGGCGGCGUCCAGGGCGGCAUCUCCAACGGAAUGCCCGUCUUCUUCCGACUAGCUUUCAAGCCCCCCGCCACCAUCAGCCGGGACCAGACUACCGCCCGCUACGACGCCGGUGGCGAGGGCGUCCUCGCCGCCAAGGGCCGUCACGACCCCUGCGUCGUGCCCCGUGCUGUCCCCAUCGUCGAGGCCAUGGCUGCCCUGACGAUUGCUGAUGCUCUCAUGGCUCAGCAUGCUCGACAGGUGUCUAUGCGUAUGACCGGUGGUCCUCAGUGA